Corylus avellana is the source of this 4466-nucleotide messenger RNA. RefSeq names its product Tetratricopeptide repeat (TPR)-like superfamily protein. Lineage: Eukaryota; Viridiplantae; Streptophyta; Magnoliopsida; Fagales; Betulaceae. Gene Ontology annotation, molecular function: protein binding. The record is from RefSeq and is a predicted model, not a curated record.
AACACACACUUACAGCCUCGAGCUCACAACCAGGUUGCAACACCCUGUACGGUUGCUUCCCACGGCUGCACCCCGCUACUUCCAGUCUUCUUCGCUAGAGACGCUGUCAGCUACUGACUCAGCCCAGCGACACUGCUCCGACGUUGCUGCACCGUGCAACCCAUCGCGUCAGCCCACGGAAAAAUCGCACCGUCAAUCUUUACUUCCCACAGGUAACCCACUCGCACGAUGGUUCACCACACCGUAUAGAAAAACACCCAAAAAAGAAAUGCUUUGAUACCAGAUGAUUUGUUGAUUUCUUAUUGUGGAUCCAGACUGUAAAGGGUAUCGUAGAAGCUCUGAAAUGCAGAUAUCGAAGACGCUCUUAAGGAACCAAGCAUUAAUCUAUCAAAUUGAUUCGGAGUGCUGUCACAUUUACACCUUUUCUAAGAAGUUCUCGUCCUUGUUUAAUGGGCCUUCUUCUGAGCAGGACGGGAAAGUUGUUCCCUUUGUGGAUAAUCGAGAAAAUUCAAGAAAAGUUGAGGGUGUGAGACAUGUAGUGGAUGAUGUGUGCCAUAUCUUGGAGAGUGGUCCAUGGGGACCCGCCCUGGAGAAUGCUCUAUCUGUGUUAGAUGAAAAACCUCAACCCGAUCUAGUUAUUGGAGUCCUGAGAAGGCUAAAGAAUGUUAAUCUAGCAGUAAAUUAUUUUCGGUGGGCCGAGAGAAAAACUGACCAAGCACAUUGUCCUGAUGCAUACAAUUCGCUGCUCAUGGUUAUGGCUAGGAGUAGAAAGUUUGAUUGCUUGGAACCGAUUCUGAAAGAAAUGAGUAUUGCAGGAUUUGGUCCAUCUAAUUACACAUGUGUCGAGCUAGUGGUAAGCUGCAUCAAGUCGCAAAAUCUUAGAGAAGCUUUUGAUCUAAUACAAACCAUGAGGAAGUUCAAAUUCCGUCCUGCAUUUUCGGCUUACACAAAUCUGAUUGGUGCCCUGGCUGCGGUUCAUGAAUCUGACCUCACGCUCGCUCUUUUUCACCAAAUGCAGGAGCUAGGUUAUGAAGCAAGUGUGCAUUUAUUUACAACUCUUAUUCGUGUGUUUGCCAGGGUGGGCCGGGUUGAUGCUGCUCUCUCUCUGUUGGAUGAGAUGAAGAGCAACUCUUUUGAUGCUGACAUUGUUCUUUAUAAUGUCUGCAUAGAUUGUUUUGGUAAGAUUGGGAAGGUGGAUAUGGCCUGGAAAUUCUUUCAUGAGAUGAAAGCACAUGGCUUGAUGCCUGAUGAUGUGACAUAUACUACCAUGAUAGGGGUUCUCUGCAAAGCUUAUAGACUGGAUGAAGCUGUGGAGCUAUUUGAACAUAUGGAUAAUGGCAGGAAAGUCCCUUGUGCAUAUGCUUAUAACACCAUGAUCAUGGGUUAUGGCUCAGUUGGAAAGUUCGAUGAAGCAUAUAGUUUACUUGAGAGGCAAAAACGAAAGGGGUGCAUUCCGAGUGUGAUUGCAUAUAAUUGCAUUAUUACUUGCCUUGGGAAGAAGGGUAUAGUAGAGGAGGCAUUACGGAUCUUCGAGGAGAUGAAGAAAGAUGCGUCGCCCAACCUUUCAACCUAUAAUAUUUUAAUAGAAAUGGUUUGCAAGGCAGGAAACCUUGAAGCUGCUCUGGGCAUUCGGGAUGCCAUGGAAGGAGCUGGCUUGUUUCCUAAUGUUAUGACUGUCAAUAUAAUGAUAGAUCGACUUUGCAAAGCUCAAAAACUGGAUGCAGCUUGUUCUAUAUUUGAAGGAAUGGAUCAUAAAGUUUGCACCCCAGAUGCAGUUACAUUUUGUUCUCUUAUUGAUGGCUUGGGCAAACAUGGCAGAGUGGAUGAUGCCUACAGGCUAUAUGAAAAGAUGCUAGAUUCUAAUCAGAUUCCAAAUGCUGUUGUAUAUACAUCACUUAUUAGGAACUUCUUCAAGUGUGGCAGGAAGGAGGAUGGUCACAAGAUAUACAAAGAAAUGGUACAUGGGGGCUGUUCUCCUGACCUGAUGCUGCUUAAUACCUACAUGGAUUGUGUUUUCAAAGCUGGAGAAAUCGAGAAAGGCAGGGCUUUGUUUGAGGAGAUAAAGGCUCGAGGACUUGUUCCAGAUGUUUGGAGCUAUUCAAUCCUAAUUCGUGGCCUUGUGAAAGCAGGCUUUGCAAAGGAAACCUACGAGUUGUUCUAUGCAAUGAAGGAACAAGGCUGUGUUUUGGACACUCGUGCUUACAACAUUGUAAUUGAUGGAUUCUGCAAGUCUGGUAAGGUUAACAAAGCAUAUCAUCUGUUAGAGGAAAUGGCGACGAAGGGACACCAACCAACUGUUGUUACAUAUGGCUCCGUCAUUGAUGGGCUUGCGAAGAUUGACCGGCUUGAUGAAGCAUACAUGCUCUUUGAAGAAGCAAAGUCUAAAGGAAUAGAGUUAAAUGUGGUGAUAUAUAGUAGUCUUAUUGAUGGGUUUGGAAAGGUGGGUAGAAUUGAUGAAGCAUAUCUAAUCUUGGAAGAGUUGAUGCAGAAAGGUUUGACCCCCAAUGUAUACACAUGGAAUUGCUUGCUUGAUGCACUAGUGAAAGCGGAGGAAAUUGAUGAAGCCCUUGUCUGCUUUCAGUCAUUGAAAGACUUGAAAUGUACUCCCAACCACAUAACUUACAGCAUUCUCAUAAACGGUCUUUGUAGGGUUAGAAAAUUUAAUAAGGCCUUUGUGUUCUGGCAAGAGUUGCAUAAGCAAGGGUUGAAGCCCAACACAAUCACCUAUACCACCAUGAUCUCAGGACUUGCAAAGGCUGGAAAUAUAGCAGACGCUAAUAGGCUUUUUGAGAGGUUUAAGGCAAGUGGGGGUAUACCAGAUUCUGCUAGUUAUAAUGCUAUGAUAGAAGGGCUAAGCAAUUGUAGUAGAGCAAUGGAUGCAUAUGCACUUUUUGAGGAAACUCGGUCGAAAGGUUGUAAUAUUCAUACCAAAACGUGUGUUGUUCUUCUAGAUGCAUUGCAUAAGGCUGAAUGCCUUGAGCAGGCAGCAGUUGUGGGUGCGGUGUUGAGGGAAACGGCGAAGUCUCAACAUGCUUCAAGAUCCUGGUAAUGUACGGGGCUGGGGGUUAGAUUUUGCAAGUUACUGGAAGAUUCAGAGUCUGUGAUUUACUCAGUAAGUGGUGAUGCCAGAAGGUUUUUUACUCAUCUUACCAAUGGGAGCAAUUUGUGGAAGAGAGAGAGUUCUGUUCAUGAAGAUUCUUCAUUCCACCAAUUCCUUAAUGGGGCCGAAGAUGUUGCUGUCAGAGGCAUGAGAGUUGCAUGUCAAACAUGGUGAAUAUGCCAAGAAUGACAUCAGGACAUUCAGUUCAUUUAUACUGCUUCAAAAUUUAUGUGGACGCAUUGGCAUGGGCUUGUUGUGAGAUUGGAUGCUUCACUUUUCAGUGCUCUGGUUUUUAAGCAGGAUGCAAUUCAUGCAUGGAUUGCAUGGAAAGCACAUCUCUGAAUCUCCUUGGAUACCAUGGAGCCUCGUUUGCGGGAUGCUUACACAUAUAGUCUAUUAAUUGAAUUCUCCUCAGUCCCCCUAAUUGUCUUUAGGUAAUCUCAUGCUAUUCGGGCUAGUAUUAUUGAUGUUUUGACCAUCUUCUUCUGGUCUAUUUUUUCAUACAGAUACUGUAGGAAGGUAAAAGCCAUUGGAAUUUGUUAGAGUUGUACAUGAUUAUUAGUCUGCAAUACAGUGAUUUCUCAUAAACGUGGCAGACCUGGCUAUUUUUUUGAGGCUACCCUUCAAACUGACGAUUAAAUUUCAGCUGUCUCAUAGCAGCACAUGUUAGUUCUGAAUGCUGAAGGAGAGCGUACAAAAAUGAGUCUGGGACUGUAAUUUUUCAGCCAUUGUGAUUGAAACCAUGUCAAGUUCCCCCCCACUUUUUCUGUGCUCUAGUGAGGUUUUGAGGAUACCAUUGGGAAACGAAUUCAUGACAGAAAUAUGCUUUAUCUUUUCAUCGUUCUUAUUCAUAGAUUUGAAUUUCGAAAGUAGUAAAAGGUCGAUUUUCCAUUAUGUGGGAAAAUCAGGAACAUUUGAAAUCCCCCUUUCUUCCCCCUUUUUCCUAUGCCGAAGAGGAAGGUUCAAAAUAAGUGAGAAUGUCUAACUCUCUAUUUUAUAGUAUUCUACUCAAAUCAACAAUGUGCUACAUUCUAACAUGUGACAUGUACUUUCAAGUAAGUGUGUUCUGUAUAAUUAUAUAUAAUAGCGAUUUUAAUUAUCACAGUAGGGAGUAAGCACUUGAAAUACUUGUAACAUUUUUCAAAACAAAAAUGUGGUAUGUGUUCGCAAGUGAAAUCAACAAGAGUUUUAAUCGCUUCAGGCAAGCCCUUGAUAAAAGUUGGAAGAGUACAAACUUACAACAGAGAAGAAGAACAUAUAGUCCUUGUGCAAGGAUGGCGUAGACAAAUGGAGGAUGUGUUUAAAUUCUUAUAUAUAAUCUUGUGAUAAAAAUAUAAUGCUUAAACAACUUGAGAAAUGGUUUAAA